GAGAUCACAGUUGCUUCUGCGUUUACGUUUCUCCAUUAGUUUAUCAGUAUAGAAAACAGCACACACUUUCUAGGCUCAAGUAAAUAAGUAUUUCCAAAUUUUUUACUUUUUAAAAACAGCUGUUGCAAGGAAAAGAAAACACUUGGAUAGCAUAAUUUACACAGGACCUAGUGAACUAAAUGCAUUCAUAAGCACUUGCCCGCGAGAGGAGACACAUUCAGGCAACCUCAAAAUGCCGCCCGUUUCAAAACGCCGUUUACCGAAAAAAUCCAAUACAGAUGUGAAAAUAACGAGCACGCUUUCGAAAAUUAUAAUGGAAGGAACUCAACAGUUGUUGAACUCGGAAAAUAAUCAAAAUAUUCAAGUUAUUGAAAAACCUAGACUAGUGCGGUAUUCAAAUUCAUCGCUUUACAGUGCGUUAGCCGAGGGACAUAAUAAUAAUACCAACGCACAUGGCACGAUAGAGCUUAAUUCUGAAAUUAGUGAUAUGUCCAUGGCAUCAGUGUCGGUGAGAAAUAAGCCGUUUGUUAACUAUCUCCAGGAUUUCUCCAUAACUAAUGGUUCCGUACCCCGAGAAAGUGUUCAGCAGGCCAUCGUUCGAUGGAAUGAACUUACAGCUGAGCAACAAGAAGAAUAUAAUCCUGAAAACUACGUUCUGAAAUUAUGCGAUCAAGUGCAUAAUCGUGACGAAAUUUUAAACGCAGUUACCCUGCAUCCGGUUUAUGCAACUACAAAAAAAAUGCAGAAUGCAUUUAAUGAAUCCAGUACGUCCAUGAACUCUGCGAAGAAGAUUUCCUCCCAAAGGAUACGUAAGACAAUUAAGCGUUUAACACGAAAACCACGAGCUGUGGUGAAUCCCAGAAAAUCAACCAAAAAGGCAGAGGGACGUCUAAUUUAUAGUGGUUCGGCUUACAACAACUUUCUGCGCAAAACCCGUCUAGCCAAUCCCGGUCUGAUGAUUGUGGAAAAGGCCUCCUUAUGGCGUAAAAUGACUCCUGCCGAAAGGGAUCUCUAUCGAAGUGUAAGCAAACCAAGACGACAGAAAACCAAAGCAUGCAAGCGCGAAAAUAAGCGAAAAACCUCACGGUCCACCCAGAUUCCAGAAAGUGAUUUAAAUUUUUCGAACAAGGAUUUCAAUUUUCAGCAUAAUUGCCAACUAGAAGUUUGGAAUGAAAGUCAAAAUUCUCUAGAGGAUGCUAACCGCUCCUGGUUCAAAUUCGGAUACAUUGCGAAAGCAUUAGGAAAAGUCAAGAGUAUAUUUAAUUAACUAUUUCUUUUACAAAUAUUGUACAAAACAUUUGCAAUAACUAUCACGGUAAGCGAGAAGGAAAUUCGAAAGUUAUUAUUUCUACGAGAUAAUAUAAGUGUUUACAAA
Drosophila sechellia is the source of this 1375-nucleotide messenger RNA. RefSeq names its product spermiogenesis related protein Mst33A (gene Mst33A). NCBI's taxonomy places the organism in Eukaryota, Metazoa, Arthropoda, Insecta, Diptera, Drosophilidae. The coding region runs from base 233 to 1267 and encodes 344 amino acids. The transcript is spliced from 2 exons. The record is from RefSeq and is a predicted model, not a curated record.